AUGGCUGAUAAGGUUGGUUUUUAUGCGGAUUAUUCGUUUGCAACGACAGCCGUCCAUCCGUAUGCCACACCGCCACCAACUGCACACCCGCCGCCAAUGAAAAGAACUUUCGAUAAUGUCCUCACAAAAGCACCCUCCUCCUCUGGAACGUCUCAACUGGGUCCAAAGAUGGACGAACCACCCAGAAAAUCCUACCGAGCCCCAUCACCUGUAAAAGAUUAUCGAAACCCAUCGACUUUGGCAUUUCGGGAUUUCAGUCAAACCUGA
This is a messenger RNA of Anisakis simplex (herring worm), 267 nucleotides long. Lineage: Eukaryota; Metazoa; Nematoda; Chromadorea; Rhabditida; Anisakidae. The record is from the annotation of a GenBank genome assembly.